Molecule: messenger RNA, 669 nt
Organism: Aphanomyces astaci
Lineage: Eukaryota; Oomycota; Saprolegniomycetes; Saprolegniales; Verrucalvaceae
Exons: 1
Coding region: 1-669 (222 amino acids)
Source: RefSeq, a predicted model, not a curated record
AUGUCCGAGAAAGGUAGCGAAGGAGUGGAGGUGCACGAGAAGAAGUGGUGGACGGAGGAAGAAGACAAGAUUCUACUGACCCAAAUCAAUAACAUGAGACCCUUUCUGCAACGGAAGGACAUGCGCAAAGCAUGGGACACCAUGGCCGCGACGCUGAAAGACGUGGACGGCUUCACUCGGCCAGGCAGUAAGAAGGCGCAUAACAGGUUCCUUCUCCUCGUUCGCCAGCACAAGUCCAACAACAAUGAGGCGGCCCGGCUUUCAGGCGCCACCGAAGACAAGACCCCCAAGAGCCGCCUCCUCGAUGACCUCGUGCCCCUCUACAAUGACGCUGCGACGAAAAAUAGGGCGGCCACGCCACUGUCGGAGGCUGACGAAAAAGCCGCGAGUAUCAAGUUUGUUCGGGAGCAAGCCAUGCUGCGCGGGAAGCGCAAAUCGUUGGAGUCGAGUGACGGCUCCGACGUCGGCGGCCUCAGCAAGAAGAAAUUGAUUUUACAGUUAGAAGCUCAAGACAAGGAAGUUGAGCUCGAUAAAGAAAGGCUUGCGUUCAAGAAGCUCAAGUGCGAGCGCGAAAUGGAAGAGCGCGAGAAAGACCGGGCCGAAAGAGAGCUGGGCGACAGGAGCGCCAGCAAAUUCGAGAUAUCGAGAGCCGCCGUAACGAUGAGAUGA